Molecule: messenger RNA, 422 nt
Organism: Acomys russatus (golden spiny mouse)
Lineage: Eukaryota; Metazoa; Chordata; Mammalia; Rodentia; Muridae
Gene: G0s2
Product: G0/G1 switch 2
Exons: 2
Coding region: 67-378 (103 amino acids)
Biological process (GO): positive regulation of extrinsic apoptotic signaling pathway
Cellular component (GO): mitochondrion
Source: RefSeq, a predicted model, not a curated record
CGCCACCAAGUGCUGCCUGCGUUCCCACAGCACCCUAGGCCCCGCCACCCGCAGCCCAGAGCUCAGAUGGAAAGUGUGCAGGAGCUGAUCCCUCUGGCCAAGGAGAUGAUGGCACAGAAGCCCCGAGGGAAGCUGGUGAAGCUGUAUGUGCUGGGCAGCGUGCUGGCGCUCUUCGGUGUGGUACUCGGCCUGGUGGAGACGGUGUGCAGCCCUUUCACAGCCGCCAGCCGCCUGCGCGACCAGGAGGCUGCAGUGGCGGAGCUGCGGGACGCUCGUGAGCGACAGUCCCUUCACAAGCAGGCCCUGCUGGACAAAGGCAAGGCACAGGAGGCGACCCUGUGCAGCCGAGCCCUGUCCCUCCGGCAGCACGCCUCCUAAGGAGGGUAACCGGCAGAGGACAGAGGACGGAGCGGAGCGAGACA